AAAAAAAGAAGUUAAGGAAUAGAUGGCGUGUGAAAUAAUUUUUGAUAAGAUAGUGCAAGUGAACCCUUUCUUCAACUUAGAGCUAGUUUGAAGGGUCGCACAACAUUUGAAUAUGAUAAGUCAAACGUCAGAGGAAUUUAUCAUGACUGCACCAACAAAUACAACAAAAAUAUCAAAUCAAGACUUGAAACCACAGAAGUUAAACGCUAGAACAUUUGAUUUUCUUUGGUGGCGUGAUUCACGACGUAAGAACGUAUUAAAAAAGGAAGGGAACCAAAAGAAAAAAGAAGAUUUGAUAGAAGUAAAAAUCAUUGAAAGUAAAGCAAAAAAUACAUUUUUUCAUAAAACAUCUUUCGAUUUUUUUAAGAAUAUUAAGAAACAUAUGCAAAUCAAAAAGUUGACACAUAAAUCAAAGCAAAGAACGAAAGAAGUUGAAACAUCUAGCCUACAAAAUGAUACGAAUUAUGAUCCAUCAGCAAUUCAAAACAAUAAAUCUACAAUUUCUAUAGAAGAAAAUAAUGUAUCUGAAUUAAAAUGUGAAAACAUUGUUAAAAAUUCAGAUAUUCUAAACAGCAAUGAAACUUUAACAGAUAUGGAUAUAGAAAUAUCACAAAAUCAACAUACUUCAGAAGAUUUAAAUAAAAUUAUAAAAGAUUAUAGAAAUAUUGAAAAAUUAGAAGAUAUUAAUGAACAAAUUACUAAUAAGUUCCAAACAGAUAUUAAUCAUGAAAAUAUUUCUAACAUAUUUCGAUCAUGCUCCAAUAAUAAAAUAGAACAAUUAGAAUCGAGAACAAUAAUAGAAAAUAAUGCAAUAACACAUCAAGUUGAAAGAAUUAUAGAAAGUACAGAAAUUAAUAAAAAUAAUGAUAAUAAAAUAAAAGCAAGUCUUACAGAAGAGUUGCUUAAAUUAAGUAAUUAUGGAUGGUAUUGGGGUCCAAUAUCAGGAAAUGAAGCUGAUGCCAAACUUUUAUCUGAACCAGAUGGUGCAUUUUUAGUAAGGGAUUCUUCAGAUGACAGAUAUGUCCUAACACUUAGCUUUAAAUCAUCUGGCAAGUUACUUCAUGCUCGUAUGGAACAUAGUGGUGGUUUAUUUUCUUUAUGCAACCAAAGUGAAAGCGAAGGAUUUAGUUCAGUAGCUGAUUUAAUUGAUUAUUCAAUGAAUUUUAGUCAGUCUGCAGUCUUUUGCUAUUCACGACCUAAGUAUCCUGGUCAUCCAUCUUUUCCAGUUAGAUUAACAAAGCCAGUAAGCAGAUUUACCCAAGUUCGAAGUUUGCAAUAUCUUUGUCGUUUUGUUAUACGUCAAAAUACUAGAUUAGAUAAUAUUCAUAAGUUGCCUUUACCAAAAACAAUCAAAGGUUAUAUUGAAGAAGCACACUAUUAAUAUUGGUUUUUUAAAAAAUAUUUGUUAUAGUAUAAAAUAUACUAUAAUAUUGAAAACAUUUAAAUCUUUAAACAUUUUAUCUUUUAUAUUUUAAACCAAUAUUUUUUUCAAAGAAAUCUAUUUCUAAAAAAAUGAUAAGAUUAGAUAUGAUUAUCUUUUUAUAAAAAUUGAGAUUUUCAUUUUUAAAGUUAUCAAAAUAUUUUCAAUUUUAUGAAAAUUGAUUAAUAUAUUACAUGUAAUUAUAUCACCAUCAAUGAUAAUGAACAAUAUGUAAAUGAUAGUUUAUAGUAAAUAAUCUCUUGCAUUAUUUCAUCAUAAACUAUAUAUAAUUAUUAUAUAUUUUAAUGUAAUUCAAAGUUUAAACAAUUCAUAAAGUACUUGGCUGUGUGGUGUGUUUGUAAAUACAUUUUUUAUAGUAAAAUAUCUCCUGCUCAAUUGAAUAGUAAGAAUGAAAAUUAAUCUCUUGUUCAAUGGAGAUUUAAUAUAAUUUUGUAUAAAAUAUAAAAAUAUAUUAUUUUAAUUAUGACAAUAUUGCAGGGUAAUUGUUAAAUAUUAUUAAAUCUAUAUUUCUAACAGUUUAUAUCUUUCUAUCAUGCAUAGAAAUAAAUUGCAUAUAUUAAAUUCAGUCUCAAAUGUACAGAUCUUCUUAAAAUAUGAUAUCAAAAUAAAUUAGCCAUGAUUAUUAAUUCUUUUUAAUACUUUUUUUUUUUAAUACCAUUACUAAAUAAACUCUGUACAUAAAUUCUUUUGAUAAAUUUUCAUUUGUAACAAAUGAAUUUAUAUUCCAUGUUUUUAUUUUAGUAAUCUAAUAAUAAUUAAUACCAUAAAGUAUUAUAUAAUUAUUUUUUUUUCUACCUAUUCCAAUUCAGUCCAAGUAUAUUGCGUGCCUGUUGAAAAUAAAAAUAUUUAGUACUUUAUUUGGUAUAUAAUUAUUUUAUUUAGAUGAUAUUUUAGAUGAUAUUUUAUUUAGAUGAUAUUUAAAAUUUUAAAUACUUACUGUAACAAAAGCAGCAGUUGCAGCUUCAGUAGCACGAUUUAAGGCUUGAUCUGGUAAAGCCAUAUCAGAAGUUGUUGUUAGAAUCAUUUGAAUUUGUGUAGCAUCUUUAAUUCGUCUAUCCAAAAAAUGCCAAGUUUUUUGAUGAUCUUCACUAUUAUCUUGUAUCAUGUACAAUUCUGUAGUUUUAUAAAUACCUGCUAAUACUAUUCUUCUAGUAUACCAGUUUAUCUAAUUCAAACAAAUUUCAAUAAAACAUUUUGAAGUAUAUUUGAAAAAUAAAAUUAUAUAUAUAAAAAUAAAUAUAUUCUUACAUCAACUGAUCUAUCACCGGCAUAAUAGCAAAUAUCAUCUACUAAAGUAAGUAAAUUAGCUAAUGACAUUGGUACAUUAGGUGGAAGAGACAUGAGAGCUAAAGCUUGUGGCCAUAUUUUUUUAUAAGGAAUCACCAUUCUAAGCCUUGUCUCAACAGCAUUACGUGCUUCUAAUAGUAGUGUUUUUGUUUCUUUAGGACUUUCUUGAUUUGCAAGAGCUUGCUCUUUAAGGAUCUUAUUCAACUCUUUGUUGCAUGUUAAGUAGAAAUACUGAACCAAAUCUGCUCCUCGAUUAGGAAAUAAUCCAUGAAUUAUCCCAGGAUAGCCAAUAGACUCAGCACCUUUGGUAUAUAACUUUUCAUUAAAUAUUUUUAUUUAUUAUCUGCAUUAUAUACUAAUAAUAUGAAAUUAUUGUUUUCAAAUUAAAACUGAAAGCAAUCAGUAAACAUGUUAAUUAGUAAACAUGUAAUAUAUUUAAAAUAUAUUUAUUCACUCAUAUAAAGGCUUGAUUCUGACUCAUCUACUUAACUGAAAAAUUAUUACAAAUUACCAGCACUGAUGGCUUUCUGACUCCAUCCUAGAUCAUGAACAUAUUUUAAAGAUGCCUCAAGAAUUUUUAAUUUGAUAUUUUUCUCGUAUUCUUCUUCACUUUCGUUAUUUUUAUAUUUCUGAUUUGAUUUUUGUGUAUCAUUUUUAACUUGAUCAUUGAAUAAAACUCUAUAAGUCCAUAAACUUCUAAAACCUAUUAAAAUCAAAUUUUUUUAAAUUUUCUUUUCAAGAAGUAUGAUAUCAUAAAACAAUAAAUAAUAGGAUACAGUCAAAAUACAUAAAAUAUAAAUGAGGUAUGAUUUUAUUAAACAGUGAAUGAUAUACACUUUAUAAAUGUACAAUUUUUAUUUUGAAAAUAUUAUGUGAUUAUUAUAAUCACACAUAUAAUUAUUAUAUCAUUUAAAAGAAUUAUUAUCAAUACAUUCAUUGACUCUAAUUAAAAUGCUUUCCAUCACAUCAAGACCAUUUAUUGCUUGAUUACAAAAUGAAAUUUUUUCUGAAAUAGGCAUUGCAGGUAAUUUUUCACCACCAACAUUUAAUAUUAUUUCUGUACCACUUUUUUCUAAUUCUAUAUUUUCAAUUAUUUUAUGAAUUUUCUUUUGUUCUUCUAAAUCUUUUAUUUUUACUUUCCAAUGUGCUCUACAUAAAUCUAAUCCUUCUCUUAAUGGUUUUAAAUAAUCAUUUUGUAGUUUAUUUACUAAGUUCCAAAUACCAGUUUGAUUUUGUUUAUCUUUUAUAAAUAGAAAUCUCAACAAAUUUAAACUUGUAAUUAUUUCAUCAGAUAAUUCCACCAAAUCAGAUGCACUACCAUGAUGUAAUUUACAAGCUAAUUUGAUUAAAGUUUCCAAAUUACUACCAAGAAAAUAUGGUAGAUGAGGUGUUUCCUGAAGACAUUCAAUAAUAGAAGUUUUAACUAUUCCAGUAGUUAAACUAAGUAAACCCGAAUGCUCACUAGUUUGAUAUAAGUGCAAAACAAUAAAAUACCUAGCUUGCAUGUCAAACAUAUCAAUAUAGUUUUGAAAUAUAUUUAAAGCCUUUUUCCUUUCUUUAUUACUAUUGCAAUAAAUCAUUACUUUUGUAAGUACAUUAAACAACUCAAAGUAUACAUUCAAUUCUAAUAAUGGUAAUGUUAAAGAAUAUUUUGUCAUUCUCAUUAAAAGAUGAUCCAUAAAAUUUAAACCUUUUGUAACACUUUCUUGUUCUUGUAGUAAUUUAAUAAUAAAAUAUAUGCAUGCUUGAAAAA
Apis cerana (Asiatic honeybee) is the source of this 4481-nucleotide messenger RNA. RefSeq lists its product as uncharacterized. Gene Ontology annotation, cellular component: phosphatidylinositol 3-kinase complex. The record is from RefSeq and is a predicted model, not a curated record. Gene Ontology annotation, molecular function: 1-phosphatidylinositol-3-kinase regulator activity. Gene Ontology annotation, biological process: protein ubiquitination; intracellular signal transduction; phosphatidylinositol phosphate biosynthetic process. Lineage: Eukaryota; Metazoa; Arthropoda; Insecta; Hymenoptera; Apidae.